Molecule: messenger RNA, 1514 nt
Organism: Aquila chrysaetos chrysaetos
Lineage: Eukaryota; Metazoa; Chordata; Aves; Accipitriformes; Accipitridae
Product: 25-hydroxyvitamin D-1 alpha hydroxylase, mitochondrial
Exons: 7
Coding region: 246-1514 (422 amino acids)
Biological process (GO): cholesterol metabolic process; cortisol metabolic process; cellular response to peptide hormone stimulus
Cellular component (GO): mitochondrial inner membrane
Molecular function (GO): iron ion binding; heme binding; monooxygenase activity
Source: RefSeq, a predicted model, not a curated record
CUUUAUGCAAAUCUCCCCGCGGGAGGGGCGGGGCGGGGUUUGGAGACAGAAGUGGGCGGGGUUUUGCCAAGAAGGGGCGUGGCCACACGCUGAAGGGGCGGGGCUCUCCCAGCUCCACGUGGGCCCUUAUAAGGGUCCCGGCCGAUGCCAGCGGCUCAGUCGAGGCGCGUCCCCGCGGUCCCCCCGUGUCCCCCGGGCACCCGUGUCCCCAGGACCACCCGCCGCUUUCCCGGGACACCCCCGCCAUGCCACAGAGCCUGCGCCUGCCCGCCCGAGCGGCCCUGCUGUCCCGCUGCCUGCCCGAGCUGGGGGUCCCCCGCCAACCCCCGGUCCCCCCAGCUGCCACCCGGGGUCCCCGGAGCCUGGCCGAGAUGCCGGGGCCCAGUCCCGCUGCUUUCCUCUAUGACCUCCUCUGCCGCGGGGGCCUGCGGAGGCUGCACGAGCUGCAGGUGGAGGGCCGUGCCCGCUACGGGCCGGUGUGGAAGGCGAGCUUCGGGCCCAUCCUGACGGUGCACGUGGCGGAGGCCGGACUGAUCGAGCAGGUCCUGCGGCAGGAGGGUGACUUCCCCGUCCGUUCCCACCUUUCCUCCUGGAAGGAUUACCGGGUCUGCCGCGGGCAUGCCUGCGGGCUGCUCACUGCGGAGGGCGAGGAGUGGCAGCGGUUGCGCCGGCUGCUGGGGCGGCUGCUGCUGCGGCCGCGGGCGGUCGAGGGGUACGGGGGGCCGGUGGCCGACGUGGUGGGCGACCUGCUGCGGCGGCUGCAGCGCCAGCGGGACCGUCACCCCCAGCACCUCGUCCCCGACCUCGCCGCCGAGUUCUACAAGUUCGGCUUGGAAGGCAUCUCCUCCGUCCUCUUCGCCUCCCGCCUGGGCUGCCUGGAGCAGGAGGUGCCGCGGGACACGGAGACCUUCAUCCGCUCCAUCAACACCAUGUUCGUCAUGACGCUGCUCACCAUGGCCAUGCCCAAACCCCUCCACCGCCUCUUCCCCAAGCCCUGGCAGACCUUCUGCGAAGCCUGGGACUACAUGUUCGCCUUCGCCAAGGGUCACAUCGACCGGCGCGUGGCCGAGGCGGCCGAGCACGGGGAACCGGCAGAGCAGAUGUGUCUCACCGACCACCUGGCGCGGGAGAAGGUCCCCAUGAAGACCAUCUACGGCAACGUCACCGAGCUGCUGCUGGCCGGGGUGGACACGAUCUCCAGCACCCUGUCGUGGAGCCUGUACGAGCUGGCGCGGCACCCCGGCGUGCAGGCGGCGCUGCACCGGGAGCUGGCGGCGGCGUUUGGCACCGGCUGCAGCCCCUCGGCCACCGCGCUGGGCAAGGUGCCUCUGCUGAGGGCCGUGGUGAAGGAGACCCUGAGGUGGGGACGGGGACGCGGGGACGGGGAUGGGGACGAGGAGAGCGAUGAAGAUGGGGGCGGGAAUGGCGUGGAUGGGGAUGAGGAUGGGGGACAGGAGAGGGAUGAAGAGGGGGGGACGGGAAGGUGGGUGGGGAAUGGGGACAAGGUGUGGUAG